Molecule: messenger RNA, 1367 nt
Organism: Durio zibethinus
Lineage: Eukaryota; Viridiplantae; Streptophyta; Magnoliopsida; Malvales; Malvaceae
Product: protein CONTINUOUS VASCULAR RING 1-like
Biological process (GO): stem vascular tissue pattern formation
Cellular component (GO): Golgi apparatus
Source: RefSeq, a predicted model, not a curated record
UUAAUAAAUAUAUACUUAAAUUCAAAAAUAAUUCAAAAAACAAAACAAACAAAAGAACAAAAAACAAAAGGCAGCCAAAUUGAGGAAGCAGAUUUCGGAGAGUCUUCCUUCAUUUCAAAUGCCAAACCUCUUCUUUUCUUUCUUCUUCUCGACUGAUAAACAGUGAGUUGAGAGAAAGGGUCGAAGCGUGAAUUAGGAUUUUUUGGGUUCUUGAGAAGGAGAUUGGUUGCGGUGGUUUUCUGGUUAUGGGAGAUGAGAAAUCGACGAUCGUGAUGGUGAGUAGAGAUAGGGAGAGUAGAGAUCGAGAGUUUCUAAUCCCAGUCGCUGAAUCCGUCCACGAUGAUUCCUCUAAACCUUCUUCUUCUUCUUCCUCUUCUUCGCAUCACACCGGUCGCGAGACCUUUUACAAAGUUGUCCGGAGCUGGGCUUCAAAGAAGUUCAUGACAGGAUGUGUCAUUCUGUUUCCUAUAGCGAUCACUUUCUACAUAACAUGGUGGUUUAUUCACUUUGUGGAUGGAUUUUUCUCUCCAAUUUAUGCUCAACUUGGCAUUAAUAUAUUUGGUUUUGGAUUUGUUACUUCUAUAACAUUCAUCUUCUUGGUUGGGGUAUUCAUGUCAUCCUGGUUGGGAGCAUCUGUCCUGGGUCUUGGUGAGUGGUUUAUCAAGCGGAUGCCAUUUAUUCGUCAUAUCUACAAUGCCUCCAAGCAGAUUAGUUCUGCUAUAUCACCUGAUCAGAACACACAGGCCUUCAAGGAAGUAGCCAUCAUAAGGCAUCCCCGUAUUGGUGAAUAUGCAUUUGGAUUUAUCACUUCAUCUGUUAUCCUGCAGAGUUACUCUGGUGAAGAAGAGCUAUGCUGUGUCUAUGUUCCCACGAAUCAUCUUUACAUUGGUGAUAUAUUCCUCGUCAAUACCAAGGAUGUUAUCAGACCGAAUCUAUCAGUCCGUGAAGGAAUUGAAAUUGUUGUGUCUGGAGGGAUGUCCAUGCCCCAGAUCUUGUCAACACUAGACAUACAUUUGCCGCUGGAAAGUAGAUCUGUCGGAAACUUAGAUUUAAGGUGACAGUUGUAGAGUUGUUUAUUCAUUGUAUUUUCUCUGGUUUCAGAUUUAAGUCAUUGGAGCGGCCACACAAUCAAUGUGUUGGUAAUACAGGAUCCGGAAUUAGAUUUUAUAAAUUUUUGGCUAUCUGAUUCUGUUGGCAGAUGCACCGUUCCUUGAUUACAUAGAAUGUAACACUUUUAGCUUUCGAAUGUAGUUUGGUUGAUAUUAGGGCAGGUAGUAGUUUGUUGUUGGAUUGUGUUUCUUCAUUUUCUUCCAACUAUUACAACAGCAAUGCUAUUUAGCUGAAUAUGUUCUAUUCGCUCCGACCGA